Racocetra fulgida is the source of this 225-nucleotide messenger RNA. The record is from the annotation of a GenBank genome assembly. NCBI's taxonomy places the organism in Eukaryota, Fungi, Glomeromycota, Glomeromycetes, Diversisporales, Gigasporaceae.
AUGGCUCAAGAAGAAGAAGCAUCCGUAGUUAUAAGUGUAUUGAAAAUAAUAUCCUUUCUACUUUAUUUUGCUCUCUGGAUAUAUUUUGAAGUUAAAGAAUUCGGUUCUUAUACAUCCAAAUCAUUUUCUAUAAAUAUAAUUUUGGGUUUUGCUUUUGCUUUGUCGAUAAUAUUUUUCUGUGCAGAAUUAUUUUCUUUAUUAGAUGAAAACGAAGAUGCUAUAAGA